AUGAGCUCUCGAGGCGACGAAGAUCUCAUCGACUACGAGGACGAACAUGACGUGGUUCCCACUGGAGGCACUACAGCAACUGCCAGCGGCGGGGCAGUGGACGACGACAAAGACAAGAAAAACUUCUCUGGCAUCCAUUCGACUGGUUUCCGUGACUUUUUAUUGAAGCCUGAGCUGCUUCGCGCUAUAAGUGACCUUGGCUUCGAGCAUCCCUCUGAAGUUCAACAAGAGUGCAUUCCUCAAGCCGUGUUGGGGAUGGACGUUCUGUGCCAGGCCAAGUCUGGUCACGGGAAAACUGCUGUGUUUGUCCUCGCGACAUUGCAGCAGCUUGAACCCGUCAAUGGCGAGGUCUCCGUCAUUGUCCUCUGCCACACGCGCGAGCUUGCAUUUCAAAUCAAGAACGAGUACUCGCGUUUCGCCAAGUACAUGCCAGACGUCCGCGUCAGCACGUUCUACGGUGGAACUCCAGUCGUCAAGGAUGCAGAGACCCUCCGUGACAAAGCUCGCUGCCCUCAUAUCGUCGUCGCCACCCCAGGUCGUCUUAAUGCAUUGGCGAGGGACAAGGUUUUGGACGCCAAACACGUCAAACAUUUCGUACUCGACGAGUGCGACAAAAUGCUCGAACAGCUCGACAUGCGCCGUGAUGUUCAAGAAAUUUUCCGGUCUACCCCGCACCACAAGCAAGUGAUGAUGUUCAGUGCGACCUUGGCGAAGGAAAUUCGUGGCACUUGUAAAAAAUUCAUGGCCAACCCACUUGAAAUCUUUGUCGACGACGAAACCAAACUCACUUUGCACGGUCUCCAACAGCAUUAUGUCAAGUUAGAAGAGAACGGCAAGAAUAGGAAAUUGAAUGAACUGCUCGAUACUCUCGAAUUCAAUCAGGUCGUCAUCUUUGUAAAAUCUGUGGCGCGUGCCAAUGAGCUCGACAAGCUUCUUGUCUCGUGUAAUUUCCCAAGUAUCAGUAUUCAUUCGGGAUUGGCACAAGAGGAGCGUAUUUCCCGGUACCAAGCCUUUAAAGCUUUCGAGAAGCGUAUUCUUGUCGCUACCGACAUUUUCGGUCGAGGUAUUGAUGUGGAACGAGUGAACAUCGUUGUCAACUACGAUUGCCCUCCUGAUGCAGACAGCUAUCUCCAUCGUGUUGGUCGUGCUGGCCGUUUCGGAACCAAGGGUCUUGCAGUCACCUUCGUCUCAUCCGACUCAGACCAGCAGGUCAUGGCCACCAUUCAAUCGCGGUUCACCGUCGCUGUUCCAGAGUUGCCGGCUCAUAUCGACCCCGCAAGCUACAGUAAGAACGCGUUUGAGACGCGUCUCGGCCAUUUCACCACUCCCAAGGCUCGACCGUGGCAUGAUACUGGGAGUAUGACACUUUUGGCGGAGGGCAGCAGCCUCAAGGAUGAGUCGAAUGUUUUGGCUAAAAUUGCACCAACGCAGUCCAACGGGUCGAUGUGUCUCGAGCGAGAGGCCCAUAUACUGGGGCGGCUUACAACCUCUCCGGAAGGCUCUCGCCAUGCGUUGCGGAUGAUCGACUUCUUCAACAUCCCCAAGGACAGCGGCGACGUCGUUGUCUUAUUGGUGGUUCAUCCAGGAAUGAAUCUUCUGGGUCGCUACCUUCCUCCCGCCAAGAUAAACGACCUUUUACUUCCUGAUGCUUCUCGAAUCCGACCCCAGUCAUCUCAUGGCGACGCCUAUAUGAUGGAUAUUGAAGAACCCAAUCUACUAGAUGAGGUCGGCGGAUUUGAUAUCAUGGACUUGGCUACUUUUCUCGAGCGAGUUUGCCAUUCAAGCAACCCAUUGCCUGGAAGCGAUGCAUCGUGCUGGUGUUGUUCACCGAGAAGGUUCCUCCCUAUCAUGUUUAAACUUUCUUUCUUCGCUAACUUUAGUUCAGUCCGUGCCAACGCAUUUCAUCUCAACUCCCACUCUGGCCUGGUCCGCUUCGUACACUUUGGGAACCGGGCCAUUUCUCUUGAAUCCUUUGGCUCCCCUUCAUCUCUGGUUAUCCGUGCAGUCGACGAAUUAGAGCGGGUCAAGGUUAAAGAGGCCCUCUGUUAUCUCGCACCAGAACAGACCGGCAGUAUCGAAACCAUGACGCAGGAUCAUCGAACCGACCUAUACUCUCUUGGUAUCUUAUUUUGGACUCUUCUCGUCGGCCGUGGCCAGAUGCCCUUCGAAGGAGGCCCCAUUGAAUUACUCCAUUCAAUUGUGCAGAAGCGACCUAUGCCUGUGCACGAAGUCCGCCGGGAUGUUCCGCAGGUUUUGGCGUCCAUCAUCGAUAAGCUGCUCGUAAAGAGUCCAGAUAUGCGCUACCAGAGUGCAUGGGGUCUAAAACAGGAUCUCAUGGAGUGUCAGCGCCGUCUGCUUGCAACUGUGUCCGCAACAUCAGAAGAGUCGACUGAGCUCAUACCACCAUUCGAUAUAACCGCGCAAGAUCGAUUCAUGGAUUUUACCAUCCCCCUCACCCUUUUCGGCCGCGAGAAGGAGCUCGAGACCGUGCGCAAUGUUAUUCGCAAUUGUACCGCCAGCUUUUCUGUGGACAUUUCGGCAAGCAGUGUGAUACGGUCAUCAGUAUCCAGCGGUGACCCCGCGGAUGAUCAAACCCAGGCACAUUCCGAGUCACCACACUCUUCUGUGCGGAGUGAAUCCCCGAUGGAGGACGUUAGCCUAAGCCUGAGCAUGCCACCUCCUAGCGUCGUUGGCGCCCCUUCAAGUACAGGCUCAGCUUCUGGAAUGACAGGGGUCGAUUCUUUGCGUCGAGUCGCAUUGCAUACCAAAUCAAGAACCGCACGAACACAUGCAGUCAUUGUAGUCGGACCACCUGGAGUGGGCAAAAGCUCCAUUAUAUUGGCGAACCAGGCCAAAUGGCGAGCUCAUGGACUAUGGGGGCAUGCCAAAUUUAUCAGCACCGACUCAUCCGGUCCAUUUUCUACCCUGCUUAGUUGUCUUGCAGCUGUCUUGCGGCAACUCAUGGUUUUUCAUACCGAUUUGCAGCGAUUCGUGAUUGCGUUGAAAGAAAGACUCGGACCCCAGAUGCAGAACGUCCCUUUGCUUUACGAUGGUACACCGGAGCUUAGGGAUGUGCUGGCUAUAUUCGACAUCGAACUGGCGACUCCCAAAGAGCACCUAAGCACGCGAGAGCUGCGCGCGCGUUUCCAAACGCUAGUUCAAAGCGUGUUCGCGGUUAUUGCCGAGACUCGCCUCUUCGCGUUAUUUUUGGACGAUCUCCACGAAGCCGAGGAGUCUACAUUAGAUCUUGUUGAAGCUCUCGUCAACGCCAAGGGUCGAAUGCUCAUCUUUGCGACAUUGCGGUCGGGUAAUCACUUUAACAUAACCGCAGCAGAAGGAAGCCUCGGCAGCAAGAAAAUCUCGGAUCCGACGGACUUGUCUUUCCUGAUAUCCAACCUUCGGGAGCUUCCGGAAGACGCCAAAAAGUAUCUUAGAUGGGCUGCAUUGUUUGGGGAAACUUUUAAUCUCACUGAAAUUGCGCAGCUUAUCGACGGAGAAGACAACAGCAGUAGCAGUGGGAGCUCUGGAGAAGAAGAAAUCGAAGAACGAUGGAGUAUUGCCCGAGCAGUCUCCAAUGUCCCCGAUGCCGUCUCGAUUGGAAAUGCGUCUGCCUCGAUGCGAGGACUACAGGUGGCAGUUGAGGAGGGAUGGAUUAUUCAGAGAGCCAGAGACAUGUGCAGUUUUGCCCAUGAUAGGUAUCGCCAAGCAGCUCAAGCAGACGUCGCCGCACUUCCGGAUGGCACAGCUGCCAAGAUGUCCCUGCGUAUUAUUCUGAUGAUGCUAAAUGAUGUCCCUGUCGACAUCUAUCGCAUAGCGGAACAUGCAAGCAACUGUCUCCCCUUGUUACGCGAUCAUCCGAGGCAUGAUGAUUUUCUAGACGUGCUGAUAGCAGCAGGCGAGUCAGCCUGGGCCAGAGGUGCACAUGAGCUCGCACUACGUUCUUUCAUCAAUGCGAAAACUCUGCUCCGAAAGAAUGCGUGGACCGCCAAGCCCAUACGAACCUUCAACCUGAUGCGCAGACUCGCUGCCUUGGCGUCGUGGGAGGGCGACUACGAACAAUCUGAAGCUAUCGUGCAAGAGUGCCUUACUCACGUUGAAGCCCCAGAGGACAAGGGCAUCCUUCUAUGGCAACGAUCGCGCAACAAUUGGCUUUGCAAUCGGUUUUCUGAAGCGUUGAAUGACACGCUCAACGCAUUGAAGAUCUUGGGUGUAGAGCUUACUUCAGUUCCGAGUAGGCGAGAUGCAGACCGGUUAUUUGAUCAAGUCCACAAUGAGAUACUGGCCGUUGGGUUCGACGAGAUUUUGUCCAUUCCUAGGACAACAGAUCCUCGUACCGAGCUCGCGGUCGCGUUAUUGAAUGAUGCUGGUAUCAACGCAUACUGGAGCCCAUCUCCAUUUGCAAUCGAAGUCAUUGGAUGUACCACGAUUCGAUUGGCGUUGCGGUCGGGUAUGAGUUCUGGGACUGCGAUCGGUUUCUUCUGGGCACUUGGAGCUGCUGCAGAGAGGAAGGAUCUAUAUCGACUCUCUGUUGAUCUCGCCCAAGUUGCCUUGAAAAUCGCGGACAAGCAUGGCGGGAGCGCUGACAAAUGCCGUGCUCAACUUUUGUACGGCGCUAUGGUGUCCGGUUAUGACAAUGUGCAUAUUCGAGCCAACUUGGAUCGUAUGCAAAUAGCGAUGCAAUAUGGGCAUAGUGCGGGUGACAGAGUAUACACAAGCUUUGCUAUCAUCCACUUGACUUUGACGCGGUUGUUCGUCUGUGAACAUCUGAAUGAACUGGCCGUUGCUGCUGAAGAGUGUCUCACGGAUGUACAACAUUGGGCACCGAAGGGACCUGCACCAGCGUUAGCAAUGGGGAACCUUAAUUGCAUUCGCGCUCUGGCGGGUUUGACCAUUGCGACGUCUGCUGCGACGGCGUUCGACACGGAAACAUUUGUGGAGAGCGAAUAUUCUGCCAAUCUACGUGCCACGUCAGGAAAUGUUCCUCUUGCUCUCAACUGGUAUGAUUCCAUGAAGAUUGUCGGCCUGUUCAGUCUCGGAUAUGUCUCUGAGGCUGCAGCACUUGGAUUUGAGGUGUAUCUGAUAAGAGAGAAACACCCAAAUCAUCGCCAUGUUCGAUAUGGUCUCUUCUUCCAUAGUCUCGCGUUGAUUGCGUGUCUUCGAACGGGCGACCUUUCCGAGGCUGAUCGUCGGCGCUAUUGGGACCAGGUACACAAGAAUCAGAGCUAUAUCUCCAGAUGGCGCUCUCCGAGUCCUGUGAAUAAUAGUACAUGGGUUGCUCUCGUGGAUGCCGAGCUGGCCUCAUUAACUGACAGUUCUGAGGCAAUCAAGCUGUACGACGCGGCAGUGAGGCUAGCAGUUAGCAACGACUGGAUCAAUGAAGAAGGAUGGGCUCUCUUCCUGCAAGGGUCCCAUUUUGUUCGUCAAGGUGUCUAUGGUCUUGGGAGUGAGCUCCAACGAAGGGGUAUAUCAUGCCAUGCGAAAUGGGGAGCAAAGGGAAUUGUGAACCAUCUAAACGCUACUCUCGGAUCUGACUCCCAAGGACCCCCCACCCGUGCUGUCUUUUACUGUGAUGCAGCUGUUCAAACGGAUAGCAUUGCAGUCGGAAUUGGUGCACUACAACCAUCACCCUCUGACCGACAGCAUUCCAAACUCGGGGCUGACGACUUGUGGGCCAUUCUCAAAUCGAGUCAAGAUAUCUCGAGCGAUAUCAACCUCUCUUCUGAGAUCUCCGCUUCACAAAAUACUUGUGUGGUCAUUGCCCGAGAAGCUGGUGACUAUACCCUGGCCACUAGCUUAACUAAGCCAGAACCGUGUCAGGUCUACGACAAUCCAAGGUCCAUCAGGACAUUGUCGGACCCUCUACAGAAAGCAAUAAUUGAGCAGACUCUCAACACGAAGGAACCUUUUUUCUGCGACGAUGCCUCUUUAGAUCCCAAAUUCUCCGCAGAAGCUACCCAGUCAAACCAUCGUGCCAUAAUAUGCCUUCCUAUACGAAGUAAUCGGGGUCAGACGUUUGGCUGCCUUAGCUUCCAGUCGAAAUACCCGUUCUCCCCUUCGAUAUUCACUAUGCUCACGCUUUUAUGUCAACAAGCGAGCAUCAGCGUAGCAAAUGCUCUGCUUUUCCGAUCAGUGCAAGCGGGGACGCGCGAGAAUCUCAAGAUGAUUGCUGCGCAGAAGGAGGCAUUAGAGGCGGCGAGAAAAAGUCGAGAGGAUGCUUUGACUGCGACCAAAAUCAAAGGGCAUGUAUCGAGGCACUCACCGAAGCCUCACGAGCUGCGAACGCCAUUCAGCUCCUUCUAUGGACUCUUGGACCUCUUGAGCGGGACAGAACUUGACCCUGGUCAGAGUGAAAUUGUACAAACAGCAAAACAGUCAUGCGAGCUGUUGUUGAGGAUUAUCGACUCCAUUCUCGACUACAGCAAACUAGAAGCCUCCGCGGUGAAACUGGAGCCUUCGGGAUUUCUUGUGGAGAGUAUUCUCGCGGACUGCAUGGAGCUCCUCCUCCCGAUGGCAGCGCAAAAAUUAGAUCUCACGUUCAAUAUUGAGCCCAAUGUUCCUGCUUGGGUCUUCUCGGAUUAUGCACGGAUUCGACAAGUACUCAUGAACUUGAUUGGCAACGCUGUCAAGUUUACCGCAAGCGGCUCCGUCAGAGUCUUAUGCUCUCUUGACGGUAGCAUGACUACGUCGGAUGAGGUUCGUCUCAAAUUCGCCAUCCAAGACACAGGCAUCGGCCUUUCAUCGAGUGACGUGGAGCUCCUGUUUGUUCCCUUCCAGCAAGCAGACAACUCUUCGACGCGGCGAUUUGGAGGGACGGGUUUAGGGUUGUCAAUAUCUCGCCAAAUCGUCAAACUAAUGGGUGGAGCCAUUGGUGUCAAUUCAGAAUUGCAUGUUGGAAGCACGUUCUGGUUUACGAUUCCCGUCAAGAUCUAUGACGCAGCAGAGUCGCGAAAGUUCAUCUCUGAUCUGGAAACCGUUCGGUCCGUUCUUAUACAUCCCCGGCCAAUGGACGUCCUAGUUUGUUCUGCGUCAGAAUACACACUCGCCUUCCUCAAAACCAUAUUCGACGGUCUUCGCGUGACGCUUGUGGCCACACUCGCCGACGCUGAAGCGCGGUUGCGCUCCUAUGGGGAGACCCGCCAGCCGUUGGACUUUGUCAUUCUGGACGAUCAGUCUGAGACACAUGCGGAUGAAAUGGCAACAUUUUUACGCUCGCUGGGCGUCACCUCGCUGCAUGGACAGGAAACCAAGAUCAUCCACAUGUACACCCCCACGAUGAACCGCUCCUCGCACUCCAUAUUCAGUAGCAGCACACCUGGGGUCGUGAAGAUGACCAAGCCUCCACGCAAGGCGCGGAUAUUGCAGACACUGGCGGGGCUGAAGGACCUUUCGCUCCCCCACACUGUCCCGGCCACCACCUUUUCGCACAUCGGAAAGGCGAUGGAGAGCAUCGAGACGGCACGGCGGACGCUGUUUGGCAAUGUUCUUGUUGCAGAAGAUAACAAACUCGCACAAGAUGUCUUGGUCAAACAGCUGCAAAAACACGACUUGAAUGUUGUUGCCACCUCGGACGGGAACGAGGCCCUCGUUGAGUGGCAGAAACACGAACCGGGUUACUUUAGUGUCGCGCUGUUUGACCACCACAUGCCUGUGUGUGAUGGAGUCGAGGCGGCAAAACGGUUGCGUCAUCUGGAACAGAAACGAAAGGCCCCAGUAUCCUUACCGAUCAUUGCUCUCAGCGCCGAUUGUCAAGAAUCCACCAAACAACUAUGCUUGAGUGCUGGGAUGAACGCGUUCUUCAGUAAACCUCUGAAAAAGAGCGACUUGAUUUCUCUGUUGUCGAUGUUUGGGGCUCCUCCUGCUUAA
Molecule: messenger RNA, 7863 nt
Organism: Mycena indigotica
Lineage: Eukaryota; Fungi; Basidiomycota; Agaricomycetes; Agaricales; Mycenaceae
Product: Histidine kinase
Exons: 59
Coding region: 1-7863 (2620 amino acids)
Biological process (GO): phosphorelay signal transduction system; protein phosphorylation
Molecular function (GO): ATP binding; nucleic acid binding; RNA helicase activity
Source: RefSeq, a predicted model, not a curated record